Messenger RNA from Chroicocephalus ridibundus (black-headed gull), 7463 nucleotides. It is a transcript of the gene PACSIN1, whose product is annotated as protein kinase C and casein kinase substrate in neurons 1. Gene Ontology annotation, cellular component: plasma membrane; endosome; cytoplasm. Gene Ontology annotation, molecular function: phospholipid binding; protein binding. The coding region runs from base 4407 to 5744 and encodes 445 amino acids. Gene Ontology annotation, biological process: positive regulation of dendrite development; plasma membrane tubulation; actin filament organization. The record is from RefSeq and is a predicted model, not a curated record. The transcript has 10 exons. Lineage: Eukaryota; Metazoa; Chordata; Aves; Charadriiformes; Laridae.
GCCCUGGCCCAAAUCCCACGGAGAAGCACCCGGUGCGCAGGAAAGAGCCGUCCCAUCCACGUCUGGCCACAGUUUGGCUCUUUGUCCUGGGGCUCGGACUCUGCUCGUGUUGCAGCCGCAGGGGUUUUGCUGGGGGAUGCGGGAUGGGGCCCUGACACCAGCUUCUCGCAGCCUGCUGGCAUGGCGCCGGCGGCUUGGGAAGGGUCCAGGCUCACCUCCCGCCUCGCCGUGGGCUCAGUUUGAUACCGAGAGGGGAGGAGGUUUGAUACCGAGAGGGGAGGACGGGUGUUCAGGCUGCUCCUGCCCCUCCAGGCUGCUCAGCCCCAAGCCCCAGCUCCACUCCUGCCUCCCCCGCUGCAGAGCCGGCUGCCAGCGUGAAUCAGCAGUGCCCGCUUAACCGUUUCCUCGCAAAGUCCACAUCGGCUCCGGAGAGGGGGGGACGGUGCAGCCACGCCACAGCCAACUCCCUCUGCACCCCCUCGCUCCCAGGGCUGCCACCCCUCGCCACCCCACGGCAGCAUUUCCCUGCCCCAGCCCCAUGGAUUUGCACGGAUGAACCCUCUGCCGGUGGGGAACCUGCAGCCAGCGGCCGGGUCAGAGCUCAGCAGCAGACAAGACAGCAGCUCCUGCAGCUGCAAAGCUUCUUGUGAAGCACAUCAGCGCCACCGGCUUCGCCUGAGGACCUGCCAUCGUGCCGGGGGCAUCUCUCCCCCCCGUACUUGGCCAUAGCGGGAGCAGCAUGUGGGCAUUGGUGCCCACGAUGGAUGCGGUGCUGAGGUUGGGUGCCGCCGGCAGUCGAUGCAGCAGCACGGCAGCCCCGGAGCUGCGGCGGUGUGGUGAGAGAUGCUGCUGCCCGGCUCCCCUGGGCUUCCUCGGACGUUUCUAGUCCAUUUGUCUUUGCCACGGUGGCUUUCAUGUGGCAAUAGCAGUGGUGCGUCGUGGUGGCAUUUGGUGCUUCCUCCCCUGACAGACCCUCGACCAGCCCCAUGCUGAGAUAAGGGAGAGCAAAUUAACUUCCCCAUGGCCAAAAACCCAAACUCCAGCCUGACUCCCUCCCCCUAAACCCCUGCACUCGUCCUCAGCCUCACGUGCUUACAAAAGGAGCCAAAACACAGCAGCUAUUUCACAUUGCAGCCCCACGGAUGGUUUGAUUUGACAGGCCGGGUCGGUCACAGCGUUUAGUUACAAUAAAACCGGCUCAGACCACUGGGUCCUUUCCAAUUGCUGAGCUUCGGCUUUACUGCCGGCAGCCCCCAGGUAACUACAAGGCAACAGCGCACAGCAAAUUACCGUCCCAUCCCCAGCUCACGUGCCCUGGCAAGAAAAGGUCCCCAGCGCCCUCGGCUUGAUCGGCACCAGCCGGGCUGUGCUGCGGCUCCGUGCCGGGAUGCUGCGGCUGCGGAAGGGAUUUGCACCGGGGAAAUGCCAUGCGUCGCAUCGCUUUGUGCUUGGGGUUGGUGUCGGGGAGCUCCACUCUUGCUCUGGUUCCUGCAGAUCGAGCGCAGCUGCCAGCGUGGCUUCCCCCUUCCCUCGAUGCUUUCACCAAUAAGUCGCCGACUGCCCUCCCGGCCCCAUUAGCGCUCGCUCCCGCAGCAGGGCUCACACCUGGCGCCCUCCGCAUCCCCUGCCCCGGGGCAGGAUGGGAACGGGGACAGGGAUGGAGACACCGGCUUGCUCCGUGCUCCGUUCCGCUCCCCUCCUUGCAGUGUGUCCGCCACCAUCCUGCCAUGGCAAAGGGCUCUUUGCGGCAGGAGAACCCGCACCGGGGGGUCUCUGCAGCCCCUCCUGGCCCCCGGUGCCCAGCGGGCUCAGCCGAUGUGCAAGCAAGCGGGGUGCGAGCAGCUGCCUGUCCCUGCAUCACGUCCCCAUUGCCCGCUUUUUGGCUGCACCAGAGGUGCUGGGAUCAGGACAACCAAAAAACCUGGAGGCAGGGCAACCUGCCACCUGGACACAGCUUCUCCCUGGGCUGGCGCCUGGCACCCCACCGGGGACCCCACAGCCCAGGAUGGGGCACCCCCAUCCGACAGCGCACCCCGAGGCCGCUGCGCCGGGGGUUGCACAUUUAAUGGCAGUGUUAUAGCAAAGACAAAGCUCUGGCAAAGGCAAAGAGAGUGGGGAGAGAAAGGAGCCAGCUGGUCACCCCGGGGGACCCGGAUUGUCCCCCUCGCCCUUCCCAGGCCCUGGGGAGCCGCCGGAGGGAUGCAGGCAGUGUGGACGCUGGAGCACCGCUGGCCCAAAGCCCUGCAGCCCCUCUGCCAGGGGCAGGGGACGGCAAAACGGGGCCGUCUCUGCCUGCAUGGGGUCAGGGCGCUGCCGGCUGUGGGAGAACGGGCAGCUGCCUGUGCCCGCAGUGCCGGCAGCGCCAGCCCUCCCUGCAUUGCAGCAGCCUCCUGCCUGCGCAGGGUCGGCGGCUGCGUCCCCAGCCCCCACGGAGGGCAGAGACCCCCCCUUGCAAACGCCGGCAGCGGCAGGAGCUGCCCAGUGGGUGAGAUGAGCUGCAGCAAUGCUCAGCGCCAAGCGGGCUGAUGGGGAGAGAGAUGCAGGGGGGCGGCCGCUGCGGGAGCAACCCAAGGGCAUGCGGGGGCAGGAGCUGGGACAAACUUCACCGUCACUCGAUGCCAAACGCUCUGCGGCUUCUCUCUGGCAGCUCUGUGGAUGCGUGGGGCUGGGACGAGGCGGGUGAAGCGGAGCCCCCCUCGGCCGAGUGUGCCCGAGCGGCAGCGUGUGGCGGGGGCUGGCAGCUCGCCACGCCACGGCUCAGCCGCCGGCACUGCGGGCGCCGGGCAUCACCGCCAGCCGCCCUGAUGCGAAGCGAUGGGCUGCGCCGGUGGACGCGGGGCGGCGGGCGCGGGGCUGGCGCCUGCGUGGGCGUUGAAGGAUGGUCGUGCGUGGCAGGGGAGCGGCAACAAGGCGGCAGCGUGAGAUGGGAAGUGAUGCAGAGCCAAAAAUAAUCCCCAGGCUGCAGCUCAGACCAGGUAACGGCGAGGAGCGGGAGCUGCGGCAGCCACAUCCCGCAGUGUCCCAUGUCCUCGGCUGCUGGUGGCUUGGCGGGGGUGGCUGGGGCCAGCUCACGUGCCUGUGGGUGCCAGGGCACCCCCGGCUGUGGGUGUGCUCCCCCCACAGGGUGCCUGCCCCGGCCUUGGAUCGCCCCAAGGAUGCCCUUGCCCUCUGCGACAAAACGAAGAGCCAGAGCCCCGAGGCACAAGCAAAGACACCGGCGCUGAGCAUCGCGCCAUGCCCAGGGCUUUCGGGGGGGCACAGCCACACGUGGCAUCCUGCAGGGUCCCCUGGGGGUUGUGCCACCGGGUGCUCUGCCACCGCUGCAGCUGUACCGCGGGCACUCGGGUCGGGCAGUUUCACGGGCGGUGAUGGUGGUGGCGAUGCCGUGGGUGCCAGGCAGGCGCAGGCGCUGCCGGCUGUGGGGGGACGGCGCUGGCUGCGCCACGCACCGCCGCGGUCUCCCAUCCAUCUGUGACUCCUGCGGCUGAGCGAGGGACAGUCACGCGUUUAUUUUUAACCGGCUGGGGAGGGCGGCGGGGAUUGGUGCCUCCCUGGUUAUAUCACUAAAUCCCUGCCAGGCCCUGUUAGUUCCAGCACAGCGAGCCCUGCGCCAUGCUCCAGUAACCGUUUCGGCCCCCCAUCCUCCCGGGACCGUGCACCGUCCCAGCCCCCAGGCUCCUCGGGGCCAGCUGUGCACACAGCUGGGGAGUGUGGGCACCCACCAACUGCUCCCCAUGGGUGGGCAAUGGGGCACCAGGACCCCAUGCCCCCCAGCCCUGCCCUCCCACCCCAUCGCCCUCUCCCAGUUGUGGGGUGGGAUGCAGGCAGACAGGUCUACCGCUGCCUGCUCCAUCUCCCCGGGAGAAGUGACGGUGCAGGGGGAUCACGGCCACAUCCCGCUCCUGCAGCCCUUUUGGGGAUGCGGCAGGAGGAAACUGGGGCAGUUCACGUCCACUUUGUCACCAUCCUGGUGGCAGAUGCCAUGUGGGACAGGCCCUGUGCUUUCCCACAGGAGCACUGACCACAGCCGGGCAGGACGGGGGUGAUGAGGAUGCUCAUGGCCACUGUGGUCACCUCUCCAUCCCCAUUUGAUGCCACCCGCCGGCCCCCAUCCCCAUCCCCAGCCACGGCUCUUGGCAAAGCGGCAAAGGGUUAAGCCGUGCAGCGGAGCCACGUGACACUCCGGGGAUGCCGUUUUCUGAAGAUCAGGACGGAUUAGGGUGGAAUAUCAGGACGAGAAUUUCUUCAGGCGGCGCAUCGCCCCCACCAGCCCCACCGCGGCCCCUCGCCCCACGGCUCCCCGGGGACGCGCGGUGCCGAGCCGGGCCCCUGGCCGUGCAUGAGGCUGGUGUUUGCCCGAGAGCCACCCAGCGCCCGCACUGACGCCCGAGGCAGCGUCGGGAGCCAUGUCAGGGUCCUAUGACGAGUCGGCGGCAGCCGCGGAGGAAACAACCGACAGCUUUUGGGAGGUGGGGAACUACAAGCGCACGGUGAAGCGGAUCGACGAUGGGCACCGGCUCUGCAAUGACCUCAUGAACUGCGUGCACGAGCGGGCCAAGAUCGAGAAGUCCUACGCCCAGCAGCUCACCGACUGGUCCAAGCGGUGGAGGCAGCUCAUCGAGAAAGGUCCCCAGUACGGCAGCCUGGAGAAGGCGUGGGGUGCCAUCAUGACGGAGGCGGACAAGGUGAGCGAGCUGCACCAGGAGGUGAAGAACAGCCUGCUGAACGACGACUUCGAGAAGGUCAAGAACUGGCAGAAGGAUGCCUACCACAAGCAGAUCAUGGGAGGCUUCAAGGAGGCCAAGGAGGCUGAGGACGGCUUCCGGAAAGCCCAGAAGCCCUGGGCCAAGAAGCUCAAGGAGCUGGAGACAGCCAAGAAAGCCUACCACCUGGCAUGCAAGGAGGAGAAGCUGGCGAUGACCCGGGAAGCCAACAGCAAGGCGGAACAGUCCAACACCCCCGAGCAGCAGAAGAAGCUCCAGGACAAAGUAGAAAAGUGCAAGCAAGAUGUGCAAAAGACUCAGGAGAAGUACGAGAAGGUGCUGGACGAGCUGAACAAGUGCACCCCGCAGUACAUCGAGAGCAUGGAGCAGGUCUUCGAGCAGUGCCAGCAGUUUGAGGAGAAGAGGCUCAACUUCCUCAAGGAAGUGCUCCUGGACAUCAAGAGGCACUUGAACCUGGCCGAGAGCAGCAGCUACGCCAACGUCUACCGGGAGCUGGAGCAGACCAUCCGCCUCUCGGACGCGCAGGAGGAUCUCCGGUGGUUCCGCAGCACCAGCGGCCCCGGGAUGGCCAUGAACUGGCCCCAGUUCGAGGAGUGGAACCCGGACCUGACGCACACGAUAACGCGGAAGGAGAAGCAGAAGAAGGGCGAGGGGGUGACCAUGACCAACGCCAGCAGCACGGGCGAGACGGGGGCAUCGGCAGGCGAGCGCGGGAGCGUGAGCAGCCAUGAGCGUGGGCAGACCUACAGCGCCGAGUGGUCCGAUGACGAAGGCAGCAACUCCUUCAACACCAGUGAGGCCAACGGCGGCACCAACCCCUUCGACGAGGAGUCGGCGGGGAAGGGCGUGCGGGUGCGGGCUCUGUACGACUACGACGGGCAGGAGCAGGACGAGCUCAGCUUCAAAGCAGGUGAUGAACUAACCAAACUUGGUGAAGAAGACGAGCAAGGAUGGUGCAAAGGGCGCUUGGACAACGGGCAGCUAGGUCUCUACCCUGCCAACUACGUGGAGGCAAUCUAAAUCUUGUGGUGUGCUCCUCGUCGCUGUCAGCAGAUAAAUCCACCCUCCGUUGUCUCCAUCUCUCCACCAGCCAACCAGCCAUUUUGCCGUCUGGUCCUUCACUCCUCACAGUUAGAGAUUCAGACAUAUUUUCCGACCAAGCUUUUAUUUUUUUAAGAGUUGUCUCCGAAGAGUAUUUUGCAUAGUCGCUUUCUUCUUCUUCUUCUUCUUCUUCUUCUAAGAUAACGUGAAGCGAAAGAUGACGGUGUCUGUUCAUCUACGUUAGUUGAUUUUUUUUCCGAGCGAAAAGCCGAUACCUCAAGAUCUUGAAGCCCAACCAGUGAGAGCUCCUGAUUGGUUGGUUUUUAAAGAUACUGAAAUCAUGAGCCGCCUUCUGAUUGGCUGGAACUGUUCCAAAAUGCAUGGCGCUGAAGCUCCUGGGACCAAUGAAAUUCACCCCCCCAAAAAUAAGAGGGAAUGGAGUCCGACUCCAUCUUUUUUGGCGUUUCCAUGUUCUUCCCCCAAGUUCAUCCUCCCUCCCUGAAGGAAGGGGGCAAAUGUCCCCUCCUGCCCCACAGCCACCCGGCCCCAUCGGCGGGCAGGUCCCUGCUCACAGGCAGAGCUGAUGGCAGGUGGAGAUGCCCGGGUGAGGUGGCACCAGCCCUGCCAUGGAGCUUGGUGGCAUCUCCUCAGCUUUCUCCUCCUCGCAUCUGGGCUGCCAAUGUUUCCAGAGCAGCUGGAGGCUCCUGAGCUGAUGCCCCACAUGUGCUGCAGGGAGCAGCAUCGCCCUUUGCAAGGGCGAUCAUCAACGAUCACCAGAUCCAGGGCGAGAUGGCCCUAAAAUCCACCACUGUGCCGAGAAGGACCCACCCGCAGCCCAAAGCUGCUGGAAGCACCUUCAUGCCCAGCCUGGGAUAGCGGGGACCGGCUUGAAUCCUGCUGGGGACGGUCCCCAUCUGUCCCCUUCCUGAAGAGAGGCAGGAGCAGAGCAGGGAUGGGGGAUUAGGAAUGUCCAGCCUUGCAUGGAGCCGGUGGGAGCUGCAGGCAGCCGGAGGACGAGGAGGGCUCGGGGCAGGCAGCAGACCCCAGCCCGGGCAGCAAAGCAGCCGCCUGGAGAAGACAUCCCAAAACAAGACACGCCAAAGCAGGGGAACGGCCACAGGCUUUGCCCUUUGCUUUUCCCCAGGGGGCUCUGCCCCUCCUGCAAAUGGCCACGACGUGGACUGGAGCCCCCUCAGCAUCCACGCGCACUGCCACCCAGCACGGUCGCCCCAAUGCGGGCACAUUCGCCACCCCGAGCUCUUCCCUACGGAUCAUCCCUCAUUUGUUUUCCAUACCAUCACCCUCAGCAGCAUCGAUGCCGUCGUCUUCCCGCACGCUCCUCCCUCUCCUCUCCUGCCCCCUCCGUGGGUUCGUGAAUUUUUUGGCCCCAGGGAUCAAGUGUUCUCGCGGAGGCAGGAGAUGCACCAUGUGCUGGGGCACGGUGGGCGAGAGCCACGCGGCCGCGCAUCCCCUGCCAGAUACGCCAACGGGAAAAAAAAAAAAAACAAACCACAAAAAAAAAAAAAAGUCAGAAAAAACCCAACCAACCACCUGUCUCAGCAAUGCACCCCGGUUUUUUGUACAUUGAUUGUGUAAUUUAAGAAGUAUAUAUAUAAUAUAUAUAUAUAUCGUGAUUGUAUUACUGUGGAUACAACAACAAAAAGCAGCAAGCGAAAAUAACUGAGCUCUGUAAGCGUC